CUAUGGUUGCUAUAUAGAGUCUACCUUCUCUCCUUCCUCUCCGGUCUAAGAGCUAUCAUCACCAUGGCAAACUUUUGUCUUCAGUAUUUCUCCUUCUUCCUCUUUUCACUGCUUUGUCUCAUGGCUUGUCUCACUUUAUCUCACACCAAUUUUACCAUGAAUGAUGAAAUGACACUUCUUGCUUUCAAGUUUUCCAUCAAAGACCCUUACAAUCACUUGGCUAAUUGGUCCAACUCUUCUUCCAUUUGUAAUUGGGUUGGAGUUACAUGUGAUGCUCAUAACAGAGUAAGAAUCUUGAAUCUUGCUGAGAUGGGUCUCAAUGGCACCUUACCCUCACAACUUGGGAAUCUCUCCUUUUUAGUGGAACUUGACCUUCACAGAAACAACUUUUAUGGUCAGUUACCAAAAGAGUUGUUUCAGUUACAGAAGUUGGAAAUUCUCAACUUGAGUAAUAACACAUUAAGUGGAGAAAUUUCUUGGAUUCCAAGCUUGUUUACCCUUCAACAAUUGAUUCUUCAUCAUAAUGGUUUUGGAGGUGUUAUUCCCACAAGUGUAUACAAUUUAUCAAAGUUAGUGACCCUGGAUUGGAGUUUCAACUUUAUCCAAGGAUCUAUUCCACUUGAGAUUGGAAAACUUCAACACUUGAGGAUUUUAAACAUUGCAAUGAACAAGCUUUCAGGAAGUAUACCUCUAGCUAUUUCUAACUUAUCCUCACUUGAACAAAUAGUUUUAUCUCACAACUCUUUAUCAGGAGUUAUUCCCGAAAAAAUUAGCCAUCUCACAAAGCUGGAGGUUGUAAAGUUGGCUGCUAAUCAACUAUCUGGCUACAUACCGGAGAAUAUUGGGAACUUAACUAUGCUUCAAGGCAUAAUUCUUGACCGCAAUAACCUACAAGGUCCCAUGCCAACAGAUUGGAAUCGAUGUAAGGAGCUCAAAAUCUUGUCGUCAUCUUUCACCACAUUGAGUGGACACAUACCAAGUGAGAUCGGAAACUUAACAAAGCUUCAAGAAUUAUAUUUAGUAGCCAACUUUUUCACAGGGACAAUACCUAUGGAAAUAGGCAAUCUUCAUGAACUUAAGAUAUUACAACUGGCACAGAACAAUUUGAGCGGAUCUAUUCCAUCAAAAAUUUUUAACAUGUCAGCUUUGAAUAUCUUGUCCAUAUCAAACAAUUCUAUAUCUGGUAGACUUCCAGAAGAUUUUGGAUGUGGUCUUUCUAAUCUAGACGAGAUAUAUUUAUGGGGCAACAAACUUUCUGGAAGAAUCCCGAAUACUAUAUCCAAUGCUUCUAAGCUAACCAGAAUAGAAUUGCAGAAAAACAAAUUCACGGGAGUUUUACCAAGCACACUUGGUCAUUUAAGAUACUUAAAAAUCCUUGUAGUAUAUCACAACAAUUUGACCACCGCAGAUGCUUCCAAUUCUAAGACUAAGACUAGCUUUCUUAGCUCAUUGUCAAAUUGUAGACAAUUGGAAGUCUUGGAUCUCUCAAUAAAUCCAUUGUAUAUAAAACUUCCCAAAUCCAUUGGAAACUUGUCAAGUUCUUUACAAAGGUUGAUCUUACAUUAUUCUGGUAUUCAUGGAAACAUUCCAUCAGAAAUAGGGAAUCUCACUAAUUUGGUGGUAAUAUCUUUGGAUGGAAAUGUUUUGAAUGGAACAAUUCCAAAAACAAUUGGUAGCUUACAAGCUCUUCAGUAUUUGAGUAUUGAAUUCAAUGAGCUAGUUGGUUUGAUCAUUGCUGAGCUUUGUCAAAUCAAGCAACUUGCCUAUUUGCAGCUAAGUGGAAAUAAGUUUUUUGGAACAAUGCCACAUUGCUUAGGAGAUCUUACCUCUUUACGAUACCUUCAUUUAGGCUCCAAUAAGUUGAGUUCAAUGAUACCUUCACCUCUUUGGAAUUUAAAAGAUAUAUUGGAAGUCAACUUAUCUUCUAAUAAUUUUGUUGGAAAUCUUUCAUACAAGAUUGGGAAUUUAAAAGCUCUCGUGUCAUUGGAUUUGUCAAGAAAUCAAAUUUCAGGCAUCAUUCCAACAACCAUGGGUAAUUUGCAAAAUUUGAAAAUUCUCUCCUUAGCUAUUAAUGAACUGCAAGGGCAUAUUCCUGAAUCAUUUGGGAAUUUGCUAAGCUUAGAAAGUUUGAACCUCUCUCAAAAUUAUUUGUCUGGCGAGAUCCCUAAAUCUCUAGAAUCACUUACAUAUCUUGAGUUUGUCAAUCUUUCCUACAACAAACUACAAGGAGAAAUUCCAAGUGGAGGAGUUUUCACAAAUUUAACUGCUCAAUCUCUCAUGAUGAAUGAAGGUCUUUGUGGCCAACCACAAUUAGAAGUUCCUCCAUGCAAAAAAGGAAGAAAAAAGUCAAUGGCAAGGUUGAUUUUUUUGAAAUGCAUAUUACCUGUGGUUGUGUCAACAAUAAUUGUUGUAUUAGCCAUUACCCUUUUACAACAUAAACGACAAAACACAAGGGAUGCAAUUGAAAGGGAUUUAUCAACUUUUGGAGUACCAAGAAGGAUUUCUUAUUUUGAAAUCUUGGAAGCAACCAAUAGAUUUGAUGAUUGCAACUUACUAGGAAAGGGCGGUUAUGGUUCUGUGUACAAAGGAAGGCUGUCAAGUGGGAUGAUGGUCGCAAUUAAAAUCUUCAAUUCUAAUUUAGAACAAAUGUUAAGGAGCUUUGAAGUAGAAUGUGACAUCAUGCGUAAUUUGCGCCAUCGUAACUUAGUCAAGAUCAUUAGCAGUUGUUGUAAUAUUAAUUUCAGGUCUUUGAUUAUGGAGUUCAUGCCCAAUGGGAGUCUUGAAAAAUGGUUACAUUCUCAUACAAAUUGUUUAGAUUUUCUACAAAGAUUGAAUAUUAUGAUAAAUGUAGCGCAUGCUUUGGAGUACCUCCAUCAUGGCUUGUCAACUCCAGUGGUUCAUUGUGAUUUAAAGCCAAGUAACAUCUUAUUGAAUGAUGAUAUGGUUGCACAUGUAAGUGAUUUUGGAAUUUCCAAACUUUUAGCUGAAGGGCAAUCUAUGACAUAUACAAAGACAAUACCUACAAUUGGCUAUAUAGCGCCUGAAUAUGGAUAUGGAGGAAUUGUUUCAACUAAAGUAGAUGUGUAUAGUUAUGGAAUUAUAUUAUUAGAAGUCUUCACAAGAAAAAGGCCAACAGAUGAUAUGUUUGCGCCAGGAUUGAACUUGAAGAGUUGGGUAAGUGAGUUAAUGUCACAUGCAAUAGUUCAACUCAUGGAUUCCAAUCUAAUAGAAGGAGAUGAAUGGCAUAUUGAAAACAUUAUGACAUCUGCUUCCUCAAUUUUUGAAUUGGCCUUGAAGUGUUGCAAUGAUUCUCCAGAAACACGUAGCAAUAUGAUAGAUGUAGCAACAUCUUUAAACAAGGUCAAGGUCAAGUAUAUGCAAAGGCAGAAAAUCAUACAAAAAUAAGCAUGUUUGAUUUGUUGCAUUACCUAGUUAUUAAUGACUAGUUAUUGAAUUGUUUCCAAACAUUGAAGAUAAAGUAUUAGUGUGAUUUGUUAGUCUUUGAUGUUGGAAUAUUUUUUUUAUCUAUAUAGUGUGGAAUAAGAUUUGUUGUUGUUGUA
Molecule: messenger RNA, 3560 nt
Organism: Prosopis cineraria
Lineage: Eukaryota; Viridiplantae; Streptophyta; Magnoliopsida; Fabales; Fabaceae
Product: receptor kinase-like protein Xa21
Exons: 5
Coding region: 64-3405 (1113 amino acids)
Biological process (GO): protein phosphorylation
Cellular component (GO): plasma membrane
Molecular function (GO): ATP binding; protein binding; protein kinase activity
Source: RefSeq, a predicted model, not a curated record